Hevea brasiliensis (rubber tree) is the source of this 2435-nucleotide messenger RNA. RefSeq names its product receptor protein kinase-like protein ZAR1. Gene Ontology annotation, biological process: protein phosphorylation. The record is from RefSeq and is a predicted model, not a curated record. Gene Ontology annotation, molecular function: ATP binding; protein kinase activity; protein binding. NCBI's taxonomy places the organism in Eukaryota, Viridiplantae, Streptophyta, Magnoliopsida, Malpighiales, Euphorbiaceae. The transcript has 2 exons. The coding region runs from base 257 to 2215 and encodes 652 amino acids.
CACAGUGUUCCACGUUGCUCGCCACCUCGAUAUCCCCAAAAACAAAGUUCAAACUUCAAACCAGAAAUCAGAAACCUGCCCUUCUCUUCACCUCCUCUUCUCCUUCUUCACUUCGUCUUCUUCGCCCUUAGCCAAUAUACCAGUCAAUUCUCUGCAACUCCUCGUUGCAUUCUUCCAUUCUCUCAAAUGAUCAAACACUGACUUUGAUUUUUCCCCAUCAAAAUCUUUCAAAGAGCCACCAUAAUUACAACAGAAAAUGCUGCUCGACUCGUUUCCAAUAAUCACUACAUUUCUUGUUCUUCUCCUUUCUCCACUCUCUGUCUCUCUUACCAUAGAUGGCCUCGCCCUCUUGGCUCUCAAAGCUGCAAUCACUACCGACCCUACUCAAGUUCUUGCUUCUUGGUCCGAUUCUGAUCCAACUCCAUGCCACUGGCACGGAAUUACUUGCAUUAAUCACCGAGUCACAUCUCUCAUUCUCCCAAACAGAAGCUUUACUGGUUAUCUUCCCUCCGAACUCGGUCUCCUUGACUCGUUAACUCGACUUACUCUCUCUUACAAUAACUUCUCCAAGCCCAUCCCUUCCAAUCUCUUCAAUGCCACCAGUCUACGCUCUCUUGAUUUGUCUCAUAACUCUCUCUCCGGUUCCGUCUCACCCCAGAUAAAAUCCUUAAAGGCUCUAACCCACUUGGAUUUAUCUUCAAAUUUCCUUAAUGGGUCUCUUCCUGAAUUUCUCGCUGAGCUGAAAAACCUCUCCGGAACUCUUAAUUUGUCUUAUAACGCAUUUUCCGGUAGGAUUCCGGAAUCAUACGGAAAAUUUCCGGUGAUGGUCAGUUUGGAUUUGAGGCACAAUAAUCUUAGCGGAAAAGUACCUCAGGAGGGGUCAUUGGUAAACCAGGGUCCUACUGCAUUUGCAGGAAACCCCAGUCUUUGUGGGUUUCCAUUGCAGACUCCAUGUCCAGAGGCUUUCAACAUUACGACCAGCGGAAACCCAGAAAAUCCUGAAAACCCUAGGGAUGCUAACCACGAUUUUGUUGCUGAAACCGAAGAUAAACGGAAAGCGAGAAAUAGGACGGUGGCAGUUCCUUUAAUUUCGGGUGUUUCAUUGGUGAUCGGUGCCGUCUCGGUCUCGGUGUGGCUAUUCCGGAGGAAAUGGGGUUCUGCUGCGGAGAAGGGCAAGAUGGGAGGGGAGAAUGACAUGGGUAACACCAGUGAUUUGAACGAGGACGGGCAGAAGGGUAGAUUCGUAGUGAUCGACGAGGGGUUUAAUAUGGAAUUAGAAGAUUUGUUGAGGGCAUCGGCGUACGUGGUGGGGAAAAGCCGUAGUGGGAUAGUGUACAAGGUGGCGGUGGGCGGGAGAGGAUCUGGUACGGUGGUGCCUUCCGUAGUUGCUGUAAGGAGGUUGAACGAAGGUGAUGCCACGUGGAGGUUCAAGGAGUUUGAGUCCGAGGUGGAGGCAAUUGGGAGGGUCCACCAUCCUAACAUCGUGCGGUUGAAAGCAUAUUACUAUGCCAAUGAUGAGAAGUUGCUGAUCUCCGAUUUCAUACGCAAUGGGAGCUUAUACACAGCGCUGCAUGGAGGACCUUCAAAUACAUUGCCACCACUAUCGUGGGCAGCAAGGUUGAAAAUUGCUCAAGGAACUGCAAGGGGUCUAAUGUAUAUUCAUGAAUACAGCCCUAGAAAAUAUGUUCAUGGAAACUUAAAAUCCACAAAAAUCCUUCUCGAUGAUGAGCUCCAGCCUUAUAUCUCGAGUUUUGGACUCGCCCGUCUUGUCCCCAGUACCUCCAAGUUUACAACUUCAACAUCCAAAAAGCAAAAUUUGAAUCAAGCCAUUAUAUCCUCUACAAUUGGCUCAAGGGUUUCAGCGCCCUCUAAUUUUUACUUGGCACCUGAGGCUCGAGCAUUUGGCACCAAGUUCAGUCAGAAAGGUGAUGUGUACUCUUUUGGAAUCAUCCUGAUGGAACUUUUAACUGGUAGGCUACCUGAUGCAGGACCAGAAAAUGAUGAGAAAGGACUAGAAAGUCUCGUGAGGAAGGUGUUUCGAGAAGAACGCCUGUUAUCUGAGAUUAUAGACCCAGCAUUAUUGAGUGAGGUUUAUGCAAAGAAACAGGUUAUUUCAGUGUUUCAUAUUGCACUCAAUUGUACUGAACUCGACCCUGAAGUUCGUCCCAGGAUGAAAACCGUGUCUCAGAGUCUCGAUCGCAUCAAAUUGCAAUGAAAAAUGAAAGGAUGAUUCAUGUAAAGUUUUGUAUGCAGUUGCUCAUGACUUCUGAUGCAGUUGGAUUUUUUUUUUUCAUCAGAAUCAUUGUACGAGUUUGUUCGGAUGCAUCUGUAAGUUCCAAUUUUAUCAUUUGUUCCUGUGGGGACUUCUUAGGGACUAGAUGUAUGUCUUGUUAGAUUAAGUAUUUGUAAUGUAUUCUCAAUGUGUUGAUGCCUUA